Messenger RNA from Aricia agestis (brown argus), 480 nucleotides. RefSeq names its product cytochrome b-c1 complex subunit 6, mitochondrial-like. The coding region runs from base 97 to 354 and encodes 85 amino acids. The transcript has 3 exons. NCBI's taxonomy places the organism in Eukaryota, Metazoa, Arthropoda, Insecta, Lepidoptera, Lycaenidae. The record is from RefSeq and is a predicted model, not a curated record. Gene Ontology annotation, biological process: mitochondrial electron transport, ubiquinol to cytochrome c.
ACUAGUAAUCUGUGGAUACUGGUGAUUUUUGCUUGCAAGUUGCACCUUGAUUUUCUCGAUUUAUUGUUACGUCAUAGGCUAGAGAAAAUUGGCAAAAUGUCCGAAAAAAACAUAAUUCCCGUGGUCAAAGCUGAUGAGGAGGAAGAGGAGGAAUUAGUUGACCCUCAACAGGAGUUAAGAGACUCCUGCUCCCAAAAACCAGAACUGCAAUCCUUGUGGGGCAAAUACACUGAAUGCAAUGACCGUGUCAACUCUCGCUCCAACACUGCUGAAACAUGCGAGGAGGAACUUAUUGACUAUGUACACGUCCUUGACAAGUGUGUCAACAAAGACCUCUUCAGCAGGCUAAAGUAAAGCUGUUCCCUUUAUACAUUAUUUGUUCCGUAAGUGAGGUUUGUUAGUAGAAAUCAAUAGCCAAGUAAUUAUUAUAAUUUAUAAUGUGAUUUUGUUGAGAUGUAUGUAAAUAAAUAUUAAAAAACA